AGAUUCCACAAUAAUCAUAUAAAUAUGGGUCCUCUCCCGGGCCUUGACCUGACCUUUUGCUAUAUUUUUCUGAGCAUAUGCUGCGGAAGCUCAUAAAUUGGCAAGCAACACAUCCUUCUUCGGCCUAACAAGUGAAAUUGAAAGAUAGAGGCCAUGCAAGCAAACGACCAAAACUCCACUGGCGACGGGAACAAUAUGCACAACACCUCAGCAAUCGCCGAUGAAUAUUCCAAGCAUUCUGAUGCCCUCCAUCAUGUUCGAACCGCAGGGAGCAUUGUGAUGUCUCCUGAGCUUUUUGAGAAGCUAUAUCUUUCACCUCAAAACGCUGUCAAGGGGGAUCUGCGCAAAACCCUUAGUAAUCCCACUCCAAUGGCACUUAUUGGCUUUGCCAUGAGUCUGACACCUCUGUCGUGUGAUCUCAUGGGAUGGCGAGGCGCUGGGGGAAAUGGAGCGGCUUCCACGGGCGUAUUCCUCUUCUUCGGUGGCUUGAUCAUGAUAAUUGGCGGAAUCCUGGAGUUCGUCCUAGGCAACACCUUUCCAUUCGUCGUCUUCUGCAGUUUUGGUGGCUUCUGGCUCACGUUUGGGGUGACGUUGAUACCGUUCUACAAUGCUUAUGGCGCAUACUCUACAACAGGCACCGCGGCAGAUGGUUUAAACACACAGGGAUUCAAUGCCAGCGUUGGUUUCUAUCUUCUCUUUUUUACUCUGCUCUGCUUCAUCUUCAUGGUGUGUUCACUUCGCACGAGUGUGGCAUUUGUUUCGGUGUUUUUCACCGCUACCGUAGCACUUGCGUGUCUUGUUGGAGUCUACUUCCAUGCCGCGAAGGGGAGUCCAGAGACUGCAAAGACUCUCACAGUGACUGCAGGAGCAUUUGCCUUUGUCGCCGGGUUGUCAGGGUGGUAUAUCAUCGCUGCACAAUUACUGGCUGCGGUAGACUUCCCUAUUCAGCUUCCUGUCGGGGACUUGAGCACCAUCAUCAAAGGCGCAAGCGAGUACACCAAUAAGAACGAGGAUUAAUGAGAGGGUGGCGCUUGGCGUGGGUUAUAGGGGAUCGAUCAAUGAGAUGGCAGUGUUUGACGUGG
Amorphotheca resinae ATCC 22711 is the source of this 1082-nucleotide messenger RNA. RefSeq lists its product as hypothetical. The record is from RefSeq and is a predicted model, not a curated record. The transcript is spliced from 5 exons. Lineage: Eukaryota; Fungi; Ascomycota; Leotiomycetes; Helotiales; Amorphothecaceae. Gene Ontology annotation, molecular function: acetate transmembrane transporter activity. Gene Ontology annotation, cellular component: plasma membrane. The coding region runs from base 154 to 1017 and encodes 287 amino acids.